AUGACGCAGCACAUGCACAAGCCGAAGCGGAACUUGUCCCGCGUGCCUGCACAGCCACGAGUUUUCAGUCAGCAUCUCGUGGCGCCUGCUGGAACAGAGUCCAUCGGGUACGAUGUGAAUGAAUCUGCUCAACAUGUCGACUACUUCGAGCGAGUUGGGCUCUUCAGCACGAAGUUCACACAAAGCAUGUGGCUGUCAUUCGGAGCAUUCCGCUGGAUCCUCCUGCUGGUCAUUGGUGCUGGAGCUGGUGCAGUGCCUGUUCCGCAGGUAAAUACAGGUAAUCAAGGCAAUGUGUGCACGAACAAACAUGUCCCGCGAGCGUUUCCGUGGCCGAGGAGGGUUGUGCAGAGUUCCAGUCACAAAGUCUCCAGGCAUCAGUUUUUCGACAGGCAGCAACCCAGAACAUUGAGCUUUUGUGGCAGUUCAUUUUGA
Symbiodinium sp. CCMP2592 is the source of this 432-nucleotide messenger RNA. The record is from the annotation of a GenBank genome assembly. Lineage: Eukaryota; Dinophyceae; Suessiales; Symbiodiniaceae.